UCUCUCUCCUUUAUACUUGUCGAGUCAAAGCAGAGAAACAACUGCAAAUCCCUCUCUCUCUCGUCAUGUUCGCUUCUCUUCUAAGAAAUAGAGAAAUGCAGCAGUGAUUGUACUUCUUCUUCUUCUUCUGUCAUCUUCGUCGUCUCGCAUUCUCCCUGAGGGGCUUUGAUGUUCUGACGAUCUCCUUCAGGGUAGAUCUGGAUAGAGGCAAGGUGUCUGGGUCUACUUUGUUUUGAGAAUCUUGAGCCCUAAGCAAAAUAUGGCAACUGCACUCGGAUGGAGAUUUUCUUCUGCCAAUGGCAAUGGCCUUGCCCAAAACGAGAUGGAGAGGAAUGGAGAUAUUAAAAUUCAAGAUUCAGAGCCCCCAACUCCACAUUCAAGUGCAAGGAUGGGUUUGAGAGAGCGCACAAGCAGCAUGGAGGAUCCAGAUGGAACAUUAGCUAGUGUUGCCCAAUGCAUUGAGCAGUUGCGGCAAAGUUCAUCGUCUGUACAAGAAAGAGAAUACUCCCUGAAGCAGUUGCUAGAACUUAUAGAGAGACGUGAAAAUGCAUUCAGUGCUGUCGGAUCGCAUUCCCAAGCUGUGCCAGUACUUGUUUCACUCCUCCGAUCAGGAUCAUUUGGUGUGAAGAUACAUGCUGCAACCGUCUUGGGUUCACUUUGCAAGGAGAAUGAACUUAGAGUGAAAGUGUUACUUGGGGGAUGCAUUCCCCCCUUGCUUGGUCUUCUCAAGUCCAAUUCAGUCGAGGGGCAGAUCGCUGCAGCAAAAACAAUCUAUGCUGUUUCUGAAGGUGGGGUGAAGGACCAUGUUGGAUCGAAGAUUUUUUCCACAGAAGGAGUUGUACCAGUUCUGUGGGAACAGCUGCGCAGUGGAAGCAAGAAGGGAGACUUGGUUGAUGGUUUGUUAACUGGUGCUCUAAAGAACCUUUCUAGCACCACUGAGGGAUUUUGGUCUGAGACAGUUGGAGCUGGGGGAGUGGAUGUACUUGUGAAGUUGCUUGCAAGUGGGCAGUCAAGUACACUCUCUAAUGUCUGCUUCCUUCUUGCUUGCAUGAUGAUGGAGGACGCAUCUAUUUGUACAAGUGUAUUGACUGCAGACAUUACAAAACUGCUUCUCAAGCUAUUAGGGUCAGGUAAUGAAGCCUCGGUGAGAGCAGAAGCUGCUGGUGCUAUCAAGUCGCUUUCUGCUCAGUCUAAGGAAGCAAGGAAAGAAAUUGCUAAUUCUAACGGUAUUCCCGCUUUAAUAAAUGCAACAAUAGCUCCUUCUAAAGAAUUUAUGCAAGGGGAACAUGCACAAGCAUUACAAGAGAAUGCGAUGUGCGCCCUUGCCAAUAUUUCCGGUGGUCUGUCGUAUGUGAUAUCAAGCCUUGGUCAAAGCCUUGAAUCUUGUUCCUCGCCUGCUCAAACCGCCGACACUCUUGGAGCAUUAGCUUCAGCAUUGAUGAUAUAUGAUGGGAAAGCAGAAUCUACGAGAGCAUCAGAUCCAGUGGCCAUUGAGCAGACUCUGAUUAAGCAGUUCAAGCCUCGUCUGCCAUUUCUUGUACAAGAACGUCUCAUAGAAGCUCUUGCAAGUCUGUACGGGAAUUCCAUUCUCUCAGUUAAACUUUCCAACUCAGAUGCAAAACGUUUGCUUGUUGGUCUUAUAACAAUGGCAACGAAUGAGGUUCAGGAUGAGCUCAUAAAGGCUCUUCUGACGCUGUGUAACCAAGAAGAUAGCCUGUGGCAGGCACUCCAGGGCCGCGAGGGGAUUCAAUUGUUGAUAUCUCUUCUGGGACUUUCAUCAGAACAACAGCAAGAAUGUGCGGUUGCACUUCUUUGUCUUUUGUCUAAUGAAAAUGAUGAAAGUAAGUGGGCCGUCACUGCUGCUGGGGGUAUACCUCCACUAGUUCAGAUUUUGGAGACAGGUUCUGCCAAAGCGAGGGAAGACUCUGCAACAAUUCUUAGAAACUUGUGCAACCACAGCGAAGAUAUCCGUGCUUGUGUUGAAAGUGCCGAUGCAGUCCCUGCUCUUCUAUGGUUGCUAAAGAAUGGAAGCCCAAAUGGGAAAGAAAUUGCGGCUAAGACUUUGAAUCAUUUGAUUCAUAAAUCAGAUACCGCGACAAUCAGUCAGCUAACUGCACUACUGACCAGUGAUCUGCCUGAGUCCAAGGUUUAUGUUUUGGAUGCUUUAAAAAGUAUGCUUUCUGUAGUCCCAAUCAACGAUCUGUUACGUGAAGGCAGUGCUGCAAAUGAUGCUAUUGAGACCAUGAUCAAGUUGAUGAGCUCGAUGAAGGAAGAGACUCAAGCUAAUUCAGCAUCAGCUCUUGCUGCCAUUUUCCUAAGCAGAAAGGAUUUGCGUGAGAGCCCUCUCGCCCUCAAAACUCUUUCGUCUGCCAUGAAACUUUUGAAUGUGGAAUCUGAGAAGAUCUUAGCUGAUUCCUCCCGUUGUCUUGCUGCGAUUUUCCUUUCGAUUAAGGAGAAUCGAGAAGUUGCUGCUCUUGCCAGAGAGGCAUUGCCAGCGCUGGUGUCUCUGGCUAACUCCUCUGUCCUGGAAGUUGCUGAGCAAGGAACAUCCGCAUUGGCCAAUCUGAUAUUGGAUAGUGAAGUAUCAGAGAAAAUCGUUGCUGAAGAAAUUAUAUUGCCAGCCACUAGGGUUUUACGUGAAGGUACUGUAUCUGGAAAAACCCUUGCAGCUGCAGCUAUUGCUCGCUUGCUUAGUCGACACCCGAUUGAUUCUGCCUUGAGAGAGACUGUGAACCGUGCUGGAACAGUUCUUGCCCUGGUAUCACUUAUUGAAGCUGCCGAUGGAAGAUCUGAUGCAAUAUCAGAGGCACUAGAUGCGCUCGCUAUUUUCUCAAAGUCAGGAGCUAGCGGGAAUGUCAAACCAGCUUGGGCAGUUCUAGCUGAAUCUCCCAACAGUAUAGCCCCUAUAGUUUCAUCCAUUGUUAGCGCUGUCAAUCCCUUAUUACAGGAUAAAGCUAUCGAAGUGUUGUCAAGACUUUGUCUGGAUCAGCCAGUGGUUUUGGGGAGCAUGGUCAUCAGUGCCACUGACUGCAUACAGUAUAUAGCUAAAAGGGUUAUCAGUACCAAAAACCCAAAAAUAAGAAUUGGCGGAGCGGCUGUUAUUAUUUGUGCUACAAAAGUUAAUCAUCAGAAGGUGGUAGAAGUUCUUAAUGAGUCGAAUGUGUGUGCUGACCUCGUUCAAGCACUUGUGGGAAUAAUAAAUUCAUCUGAGACUUCCGUGCGAGACCAGGAAAAGGGUGACAGAGAAGAUAUAUGUAUAGAUAUUCACCGUAAACAAGGAGGAGAAGAAAAAGAAGAGGAGGAAGAAGUGACCAGAAAUGGAGAGGGUCAUAAGGGGGCAGCUGUUAUUUCAGGUGACAGUCUAGCCAUCUGGCUGCUCUCUGUUCUUGCUUGUCAUGAUAAAAACAGUAGAGCUGUUAUAAUGGAGUCAGAAGGAAUUGAACUACUUACUGACAGAAUCAGCAACAGUUAUCUCAGAUUCUCUCAGAUUGAUUAUGGAGAAGACAGCAGCAUAUGGGUCAGUGCACUACUGCUAGCCAUACUUUUCCUAGACCGAGAUAUCAUCCGUGCAAACGCAACAAUGAAAGCCAUUCCAGUGCUCUCGAAUCUGUUGAAGUCAGAAGAAUCAGCAAACAGAUACUUCUCAGCCCAAGCGGUGGCCAGUCUUGUCUGUAAUGGUAGUAGGGGAACUCUCUUGUCUGUUGCCAAUUCUGGUGCAGCAGCUGGGCUUAUCUCAUUGCUUGGCUGCGCUGACGUUGACAUAAAAGAACUUCUACAGUUGUCAGAGGAGUUCAGUUUAGAGCGUUACCCCGACCAAGUUGCCCUCGAGAGGCUCUUCCGGGUUGAAGAUAUUAGAGUCGGGGCUACUUCUCGGAAGGCGAUCCCCUUGCUAGUUGAUCUACUAAAGCCGAUACCAGAGCGUCCGGGUGCUCCACAACUCGCUCUAAAUCUUCUAACUCAGCUCUCAAAAGACUGUGCGCAGAACAUGAUUGUCAUGGUCGAAUCAGGUGCCCUAGAGGGCCUCACGAAAUAUCUUUCCCUUGGCCCACAGGACGAGCAGGAGGAAGCUGCAACAGAUCUUUUAGGCAUCCUAUUUAGCAGUGCUGAAAUCCGAAGACACGAGUCAGCAUUCGGGGCUGUCAGUCAACUCGUCGCGGUUUUACGGCUUGGUGGAAGGGGAGCAAGGUACAGUGCUGCCAAGGCAUUGGAGAGCCUGUUUUCUGCAGACCAUAUAAGGAAUGCAGAGUCUGCCCGACAAGCUGUUCAACCAUUGGUUGAGAUUCUCAAUACCGGAAUAGAGAGAGAGCAACAUGCUGCCAUUGCUGCGCUUGUUAUGUUGUUGAGUGACAAUCCAUCACGAGCACUGGCAGUCGCAGAUGUGGAGAUGAAUGCAGUGGAUGUUCUCUGUCGGAUUCUUUCUUCAAACUAUUCAAUGGAACUAAAGGGGGAUGCAGCAGAGUUGUGUCAUGUUCUGUUUGCAAACACAAGGAUUAGGUCCACAGUUGCUGCGGCUCGCUGUGUUGAGCCCUUGGUCUCUCUCCUCGUAAUCGAAUUCAGCCCAGCUCAGCAUUCAGUGGUACGAGCACUAGACAAGCUUGUCGAUGAUGAACAGUUGGCUGAACUAGUUGCAGCCCAUGGUGCAGUCGUUCCUCUCGUCGGCCUUCUCUAUGGUAGGAACCACGUCCUUCAUGAGGCUAUAUCCAGGGCGUUAGUGAAGCUAGGUAAGGACAGGCCUGCUUGUAAACUGGAAAUGGUGAAAGCCGGAGUUAUUGAUUGCAUACUCGAUCUUCUCCAUGAAGCUCCAGAUUUUCUCUGUGCUGCUUUUUCUGAACUGCUACGGAUCCUUACGAAUAAUGCUACUAUUGCUAAGGGACCAUCUGCUGCCAAAGUGGUCGAGCCACUUUUCUUUUUGUUGACCAGACCGGAGUUUGGCCCUGACGGACAGCACAGUGCAUUGCAAGUUCUCGUGAAUAUCUUAGAACAUCCACAAUGCCGAGCUGAUUACAAUCUUUCUCCACACCAAGCAAUUGAGCCAUUGAUCCCAUUGCUUGAUUCUCCAGCCCCAGCAGUACAGCAACUGGCAGCUGAGCUUUUGUCUCAUCUGCUCUUAGAGGAGCAUCUGCAGAAGGACCCGUUAACGCAACAUGUAAUCGGUCCGUUAAUCCGUGUUCUUGGAUCUGGAAUACACAUAUUGCAGCAGAGAGCUGUGAAAGCUCUUGUUAGCAUUGCCUUAAUGUGGCCAAAUGAAAUAGCUAAAGAGGGCGGAGUGAGCGAGCUGUCAAAGGUGAUACUUCAAGCCGAUCCCUCGAUGUCUAACAUGUUGUGGGAGUCUGCAGCAUCGAUUUUGGUGAUCAUUUUGCAGUUCAGCUCCGAAUUUUAUCUGGAAGUCCCUGUCGCUGUUCUCGUAAGGCUUCUUCGCUCAUCCUCCGAGAACACUGUGAUCGGUGCCCUAAAUGCGCUUCUAGUGUUGGAAAGCGACGACGGAACAAGUGCAGAAGCAAUGGCUGAAAGUGGCGCCAUUGAAGCUCUUCUCGAUCUUCUAAGGUCUCAUCUGUGUGAGGACAUGGCUGCAAGACUUCUCGAGGUAUUGCUCAACAAUGUCAAGAUCAGAGCAUCGAAAGCCACAAAAACAGCGAUUGUGCCCUUGUCACAGUACCUUUUGGAUCCGCAGACGCAGGCCCAGCAAGCGCGGUUACUGGCAACAUUGGCACUCGGCGAUCUUUUCCAGAAUGAAACCCUCGCUAGAAGCGCUGACGCGGCUUCUGCUUGCCGUGCACUCGUCAAUGUCCUGGAAGAACAACCCACAGAAGAAAUGAAAGUAGUAGCCAUAUGUGCCCUGCAAAACCUCGUUAUGUAUAGCCGGUCCAACAAAAGGGCAGUCGCCGAGGCAGGCGGUGUGCAAGUUGUGUUGGAUCUGAUCGGUUCCAGCGACCCCGACACAUCGGUCCAGGCCGCAAUGUUCGUUAAACUCCUCUUCGCUAAUCACACCAUUCAAGAAUAUGCAUCUAGCGAGACCGUCAGGGCAAUAACUGCUGCUAUCGAGAAGGACUUGUGGGCAACUGGAACAGUGAACGAGGAGUAUCUCAAAGCUCUAAACGCUCUGUUCAACAAUUUCCCGAGACUAAGAGCCACUGAGCCAGCGACACUAAGUAUUCCGCAUCUGGUUACAUCGCUCAAGACAGGGUCGGAGCCGACUCAAGAAGCUGCAUUGGACGCAUUGUUUCUUCUAAGGCAAGCAUGGACGGCCUGUCCAGCUGAAGUGUCUAGGGCUCAGUCAGUUGCUGCAGCAGAUGCCAUCCCCUUGUUGCAAUACCUUAUCCAGUCGGGCCCACCGAGGUUCCAGGAGAAAUCGGAGUUCCUCCUCCAAUGUUUACCCGGAACUCUGGUGGUUACGAUCAAGCGUGGCAACAACAUGAAACAAUCCGUUGGAAACCCUAGCGUGUUUUGCAAGCUAACACUCGGCAACACUCCUCCUAGACAAACCAAGGUGGUGUCGACGGGUCCUAAUCCAGAAUGGGACGAGAGCUUCUCAUGGUCAUUUGAGAGUCCUCCAAAGGGACAGAAACUUCACAUCUCAUGCAAGAACAAAAGCAAGAUGGGGAAGAGUUCGUUCGGGAAGGUGACGAUCCAAAUAGAUAGGGUUGUGAUGCUGGGAGCGGUGGCAGGUGAAUACACUUUGUUGCCUGAGAGCAAAAGCGGCCCCAGGAACCUUGAGAUCGAAUUCCAGUGGUCUAACAAAUAACUUCCCAUUUUCUAAAUGUGGGAAUUCAAAAAAAAAAAAGUAUAUCAUCGGACACUUUUUUUUUUUUUUGCCAAUUUUCGAAGUGUGUAUUUUUAUAUUGACUGUAUAUAGCUGGUCACCAUUACAUUAAUUUCUUUUUUCUUUUGUUUUGUUUUUGUUGUUGUUGUUGUUGUUUGUGCAAGCAACUCUUCAAAGUGUAGUAAUUCAAUUCAUUUGUAACA
Tarenaya hassleriana is the source of this 6963-nucleotide messenger RNA. RefSeq lists its product as uncharacterized. The record is from RefSeq and is a predicted model, not a curated record. Gene Ontology annotation, molecular function: microtubule binding. Bases 260 to 6742 code for a protein of 2160 amino acids. Lineage: Eukaryota; Viridiplantae; Streptophyta; Magnoliopsida; Brassicales; Cleomaceae. Gene Ontology annotation, cellular component: cellulose synthase complex. Gene Ontology annotation, biological process: regulation of cellulose biosynthetic process; anisotropic cell growth. The transcript has 8 exons.